AGGGCGGGCUCGGGUCUGAAAGGGAAGCUUCUACUACUCCUUUCCCUCAGCAUCUCUCCCCCACCUCCCUCAGCCUACCUCCCUCAGCCUCCCUCCCUCAGCCCUUCCCGCCCGGGGUCCCGCUCCCUGCCGUGCCUCUCACGCAUGACUGCGGGCUGCCGCGGGGGCCGGGCCGGGCUGUGGAGCCGGCGGGGGCCGGGCCAGGCCGGUGUGGGCCGGCGCUGCGGGGCCGGCGGGAGCCUGCGGAGCCAGGUCGCCGCUGCGGGGCCGCCCGCUCCCGCCCAGCCCCGCCCCACCUCCGAGAGCCAGCCCGCACUGCUGAGGGGCAGCGGCGGGAGCGGCGCCGCAGGGAUGCUGCGGGGAGCGGGGCCGCGAUGGCUGCUGCUGGCGGCUGUGCUGGGGGCUCUGUGCUGCGCCGCGGCGGGGGGCAGCGGCCGGCGGCGGGCGGCCAGCUUGGGCGAGAUGCUGCGGGAGGUGGAGGCGCUCAUGGAGGACACGCAGCACAAGCUGCGCAACGCGGUGCAAGAGAUGGAAGCUGAAGAGGAAGGCGCAAAAAAACUGUCAGAAGUAAACUUUGAAAACCUACCUCCCAACUACCAUAAUGAGUCCAACACGGAAACCAGAAUUGGCAAUAAAACUGUUCAGACUCAUCAAGAAAUUGAAAAGGUUACAGAUAACAAAACUGGAUCAACAGUUUUUUCUGAGACAGUUAUUACAUCUAUAAAAGAUGGAGAAAACAAAAGAAAUCAUGAGUGCAUCAUUGAUGAAGACUGCGAAACGGGGAAAUACUGCCAGUUCUCCACCUUCGAGUACAAAUGUCAGCUCUGUAAAACCCAGCAUACACACUGCUCACGGGAUGUUGAAUGCUGUGGAGACCAGCUUUGUGUCUGGGGCGAGUGCAGGAAAUUCAUUUCAAAAGGAGAGAAUGGCACCAUUUGUGACAACCAACAUGACUGCAACCCUGGAACAUGCUGUGCUUUUCAAAAAGAUCUGCUGUUUCCUGUGUGCACUCCAUUACCUGAAGAAGGUGAGCCCUGCCAUGAUCCUUCAAACAGACUUCUCAACCUGAUCACCUGGGAACUGGAACCUGAUGGAGUACUUGAGCAGUGCCCAUGUGCAAGUGGCUUGAGCUGCCAACCUCAGAGCCACAGCGCUACAUCUGUGUGUGAACACUCUGCCAAUGAAACCAGGGAUAAUGAAAAAGAAGAGCCCUUAAUCAUGGAUGAGAUGCCGUUCCUCAGCUUGAUACCCAGAGAGAGUCUUUCCGAUUAUGAAGAAAGCAGCAUCAUUCAGGAAGUGCGUAAAGAAUUAGAAAGUCUGGAGGACGAAGCAGGUUUGAAGCCUGAGCCUGACUCAGCUCGUGACCUGUUUCUGGGAGAUGAAAUUUGAAAGUCCAAACACCAGACAGUUUAGUUAGUUGAGUAAUUUCUAGAGAGUUUUGUCUAGUGUCUUGCUUAUAUAAACCCUAAACAGAUACGGUUGGAUAGAAGUGCAAUAAACAAGGUCUUCAGUGAGCAUCCUUUUCUGUGCACCAAACCUGCAUGUUCAAAUGCUUGUUGAAUUCACUCAAUCCUUGGACCAAACCUGCUGUCAAAGCCAAAUGAGAACUGUAUCAGCAUUUCUCCUGGGUUAGUACUUUCCCCUUAAGCUUAUCAGUACUUGUACUCAUGAAAAAACACACGUAAGCAUAAAUAAGAUUAAGACAUUAGUAACUGUAGAAGUGACCUUUAAGUAUGUAUGUUUAAAAUGUUGAUUUGUUGGGGUUUUUUUCCCCAGGGUAAGAACCAUCUACUUUGGAGAUUGAUUUUAAGCAACUUUUUGUGGGUUUAAUUCUUUUCUUUAGAAAAUACAAUCAGUGAAGCUGCAGAAUGCAGGUUCUCCGUGUCAUGUCCCCCCCACCAUACACACAUCAUAAGGAUAGAAGAGAUAAGGGACGCUUACCCUUUUAGAUGAAUAUACCCAGAGCUGCUGUUCAGCUGCGUGCAGUGGAUGCUGUCUGUCCUGCAGCAGCCUUCAGUGUAACUUCAGAACUGGUGUUCUACAGCUAGAGCUUCCCUUGGGUUUUAUACUUUCAUACACAAUGGUUAUUGGCCUCCCCACUACCUAAGGGGCAUACUAACAAAAAAACCACAAACCCAAACCUACAGCAUUUUCCAUAUAAAUAAUUGUGUACAUACUUUUAUUCAUAUCAUGUAUUGGUUUCUAUGUAGGAACUUUUAAUGUGACUGUUCAGGCCCCUCUCUCUCAAGGGCAAAAUAUACUAUUUAAAAUUAAAAUUACAGAACCAACAGA
Molecule: messenger RNA, 2292 nt
Organism: Strigops habroptila (Kakapo)
Lineage: Eukaryota; Metazoa; Chordata; Aves; Psittaciformes; Psittacidae
Gene: DKK3
Product: dickkopf WNT signaling pathway inhibitor 3
Exons: 7
Coding region: 145-1389 (414 amino acids)
Biological process (GO): multicellular organism development; negative regulation of canonical Wnt signaling pathway
Cellular component (GO): extracellular region
Molecular function (GO): receptor antagonist activity; co-receptor binding
Source: RefSeq, a predicted model, not a curated record